Solea solea (common sole) is the source of this 895-nucleotide messenger RNA. Its product is annotated as gonadotropin subunit beta-1-like. The coding region runs from base 492 to 848 and encodes 118 amino acids. Gene Ontology annotation, molecular function: hormone activity. Gene Ontology annotation, cellular component: extracellular region. The transcript has 3 exons. The record is from RefSeq and is a predicted model, not a curated record. NCBI's taxonomy places the organism in Eukaryota, Metazoa, Chordata, Actinopteri, Pleuronectiformes, Soleidae.
UCACCUAAAAACACGAGGAAACUUCCCAAUUGAUUUUGCCUACAGAUUUAUUCAGAGCUUGAAAUGGAGCGAAGCAAGUUAGUUAAUACUAAUGCCAGUGUUUUCCACCUGACUGCGGGGGCAGGUUCAUGUUCAUAUUUGUGUGGGCCACCUAAGCCUUUAACUCCUCUAAUCUAAACAAGAUUUCUCAAGAUACCAUCUUCCUCCUCCGCAUGUGUAGGAGGAAAGGCCUUGGCCCCAUGGGCAAUCCCUGGACUGCUGACGCCAAAGAGAUGAGGAAUCACUUCUGAGUCUCAACAGGUAGGAACAAAAAAUCACCUGACCAAGGCUAAACAGAUUAAAGGGAUUUGUGAGCAGCACUAUUUAAAUAACAGAGAGAACAGUCAUGGGCUGAGCGCUGGUACAGAUGUUCAGAGAGUUAAAGAAGGAGAAAGAUUUGCACCUGAGGUUCAACAGAGCUUCAAAGGCGUCAGUAUUGCAACCAGCAGAGGAUGCAGCUGGUUGUCAUGGCAGCAGUGCUGGCAAUAGCGGGGGCGGGGCAGAGCUGCAGCUCCAGAUGUCGUCCAGCCAACGUCAGCAUCCCCGUGCAGAGCUGUGGCAACACCGAGUAUAUCUACACCACUAUGUGUGCAGGACAGUGCUACCACGAGGACCCAAACUACGUCCAUGGCAUGGAUAGACAGAUGAUCUGUAACGGGGACUGGACCUAUGAAGUGAAACGCAUUAAUGGAUGUCCACAGGCAGUGACCUACCCUGUGGCCAGAAACUGCCACUGUACUUCAUGUAAUCAAGACAACACUCACUGUGGCCGCUUUCCUGGAGAGAUUACCAGCUGUCUGGCCUUUUAAAAAGAAAACAAACAAAAAAAACAGUGUACAUUCUUAUAUUUCCCUGU